Camelina sativa (false flax) is the source of this 1212-nucleotide messenger RNA. Lineage: Eukaryota; Viridiplantae; Streptophyta; Magnoliopsida; Brassicales; Brassicaceae. The record is from RefSeq and is a predicted model, not a curated record.
AUGCAACGCCUUGGACGAUACGCAAUAAAAAAAUUAUUUUCCAGGAGAACACCGUCGAUUCGAUUCGCCGGAACCCUAACGUCCAAUGACACUUUACAUAGUCGGGUCAUGGGGAGUGAACGGGAACGAUCGAAGGUUACACCUGUGCUGGACAAAUGGCUGAAACAAGGGAACAAAGUAAACCUUACGGAUCUAAGACGCCUCAUCGACGCCCUAUGCGUGUCUCAGCGAUUCAACCAUGCCCUCCAGGUCUCAGAGUGGAUAACUGAUCGAGGUAUUUAUGAUCUAAGCUCUAAAGAUUUUGCAUCACGGCUUUAUCUUGUUGAGAUCAGUUCAGGGUUGAUAGAAGCAGAGAAUUUCUUCAAAAACAUUCCUGAAAACAUGAGGGACGACUCAGUCUACAACACUCUCUUAUACUUGUACACAACAUCCAAGACAACACGGCACGAAGCCGAAGCCACUUACCAGAAGAUGAGAGAGCAAAAUAUGCUAUUGAAACCUUACCCUUACUAUAAUAUGAUAUCUCUUUAUGCUCUUCUUGGAGAAAGACACAUGGUCGACGAGAUCCUGAGACAGAUGAAGGAGAAUGGAGUAGAGCAUAACAAGAAUCUCACGGCCAAUAACGUUUUGAAGGCUUACACAAGUGUACCCGACGUGGAGGCAGUGGACAAGUUACUGAUGGAGUUAGAAGUUGAAGACGACCCACCAUUCUCAUUGGCCUGGCAAACGGGGAUAAGCAUUGCAAAGGCUUAUUUAAAUGGUGGUUCAAGUAAGAAAGCGAUAGAGAUGCUGCGUAGAACAGAACUUGUAGUUGAUACAAAGUCUAAAGACUCAGCGAACAAGGUGUUGAUGGAGAUGUAUAGGGAUGCUGGAGCAAAACACGAUGUGUCCCGCCUUGAUAGGUUCGUCUAUCCGAAUAGUAAAAAGGGAGGGAACAUGAGAGAAUAUAAACACAAAGGAAAUGACGGAGGCAACUCUUACUACUACGGCAACUCAUAUUACUAUUUCGGUGGUGGUGGUUGUGGUAGGUAUAGUGAUGGUGAUGAUAGUGUUGGUGGUGCUGAUUGUGGUGCUGGUGAUAAUGUUGGUGGUGGUGAUAGUAUUGGUGUUGAUGUUUGUGGUGGUUAUAGUGGUGGUGGUGAUAGUGUUGGUGGUGGUGCUGAUUAUGGUGGUAGUGGUUGCGGUGGUGGUGAUUGUGGCGAUUGGGAUUGA